Chiloscyllium plagiosum (whitespotted bambooshark) is the source of this 4234-nucleotide messenger RNA. RefSeq names its product solute carrier family 13 member 4 (gene slc13a4). Gene Ontology annotation, cellular component: plasma membrane. NCBI's taxonomy places the organism in Eukaryota, Metazoa, Chordata, Chondrichthyes, Orectolobiformes, Hemiscylliidae. Gene Ontology annotation, molecular function: transmembrane transporter activity. Gene Ontology annotation, biological process: transmembrane transport. The record is from RefSeq and is a predicted model, not a curated record.
AUGGGGGGGGAAAGCCCUAAAAGUUCUAGGACAAAGUUUGACGGGUCGAGAGAGACACAGGGACAGGGUAAAGGACAGGCAACGAAAGAACUGCAGUUACUCUGGCACUUUCCAACUCGAUCCAGGAAAGUCAACAGCGAACUUGUAGAUUUCCAACAGGUCCCAGGAAAGGGGAGAAAGAAAACGCCGCAGCGUCUACAGCCGCCUCCGUGGCUGAACCUGACCCUCUGAAACUGAACAGAAGAAAUCAACGUCUUGCACACGGGAGGGAGUUACACACCCGAAAGGCCCUUGAACAACCCUCGGAAAGAAGACCUUAAGAAAUUGUCACUACCACUGGACACCGGAGACUCGCAGAAAGUCAGAGCAGAAUUAUUGGUGGGUUUUUUUUCACAGAAAAUUCUCCUGGACAGGUGUUUUCGAAGAGCACUCAAACUUCCAGAAGGUACCCAGCCUUGUCAGAGGCCCGGCUCCAACCUGCUCUCCAGUGAGAGAGUCCGUCAUUCAGCAACAUCAAAACGCCCGCAGUUUAAACAGCACCGGGAUGUUGAGGAACAUCUGGAGAGCCCGGAAGCUGUUGCUGGUCAUCUUGAUCCCUCUUCUGUUAUUACCCCUGCCUGUCCUCUACCCUGACAGUCCAGAAGCUCAAUGUGCCUAUGUCCUGAUAGUGACUGCAGUAUAUUGGGUCUCAGAGGCUGUCCCACUUGGUGCAGCAGCAAUGGUUCCUGCCUUUCUCUUCCCGUUGUUUGGAGUCUUAAAGGCCAGUGAAGUUGCAUCGGAGUACUUCAAGGACACCACCUUACUGCUGAUUGGUGUCAUCUGCCUGGCUGCUUCCAUUGAGAAGUGGAAUUUGCACAAGAGGAUUGCCCUUCGUAUGGUGAUGUUGGCAGGUGCUAAACCGGGAAUGUUGGUGCUUGGUUUCAUGUGCUGUACUGUGUUCUUGUCCAUGUGGCUCAGUAACACCUCUACCACCGCUAUGGUGAUGCCAAUUGCAGAAGCUGUGCUGCAGCAGCUCAUCAAUACCAGCCUGGAAUCUGAUGCGGAAUUAACUGUAAUCACGGACACUGACAGCAUAGAAGAUGCCUACACAAGUUCUGGCUCCCAUAAAUAUGAGGAUGAGAAUGAGAAAAAGCAGCUGGAACUAAUCUAUCUUAAAGAAAAUGCAGCAAAGAAGAACCAACUUGACCAGAAAAUGCUGACUGAACCACAGGGGCAGAACCAGAUUAAUCCCAUUAAGGAAUACAGCAGUAAAUACAAAACCAAGCAUGACCACAUGAUCUGCAAGUGUCUGUCACUGAGCAUCACUUACGCUGCUACAAUUGGAGGCCUCAUGACGAUCACUGGAACCUCAACCAAUCUCAUCUUUGCUGAACAAUUCAACAAUCGCUACCCAGAAUCACGAUCUAUCAACUUUGGAACAUGGUUCGUAUUUAGUUUUCCUAUUGCCAUCAUCAUGUUGGUGCUCACAUGGAUCUGGAUGCAUUGGCUUUUCCUGGGAUGCAAUUUUAAGGAAACGUGUUCUCUUAGUAAGAAGAGGAAGACAAAACGUGAGGAAAUGUCUGAAAGGAGAAUUCAGGAAGAGUAUGAAAAAUUAGGGCCAUUCAGCUAUCCAGAAAUGGUGACUGGAAUUUUUUUUGUGCUGAUGACAUUGUUAUGGUUUACCCGGGAGCCAGGAUUUGUCCCUGGAUGGACAUCACUCUUUGAAAGAAAAGGCUACAGGACAGAUGCCACUGUUUCCAUCUUUCUGGGGUUUCUUCUCUUCUUGAUUCCAGCUAAGAAACCAUCUUUCCCCUGUUAUGGCAAAAUGAAUGAAGAUGAGGAAAGUGCGAAAGACACAAAGAAUUUGAAUGUCUCAAAGGACCCCAAUCCACUGGCACCACUGAUAAACUGGAAAGACUUUCAAAAGCACAUGCCAUGGGAGAUUGUCAUCCUCGUGGGAGGGGGCUAUGCCUUGGCAGCAGGCUGCAAGGUGUCUGGCCUAUCUGAUUGGAUUGGACGUCAGAUGGAACCAAUGAGUAACCUCCCUGCAUGGGCUGUUACAUUAAUUGCUUGCCUUUUGGUGUCAGUUGUCACUGAAUUUGCAAGUAAUCCAGCUACCAUCACAGUUUUCCUACCGAUUCUUUCCACGCUGUCUGAAACUCUGCAGAUUAAUCCCUUGUACACAUUGAUACCAGCCACCAUGUGUGUGUCCUUUGCUGUGAUGCUGCCUGUUGGUAAUCCACCAAAUGCCAUUGUCUUCAGCUAUGGUCACUGCCAGAUUCAGGAUAUGGUGAAAGCUGGAUUCGGAGUGAAUGUGAUUGGGGUGGUUGCCGUGAUGCUGGCUAUCACCACCUGGGGAUUUCCUUUAUUCCAACUUGAACACUUCCCUGACUGGGUUUCUACUAGCAACAUAACGAGAGGCCUUUAAUCAGGAAUCACAGAACAAGAGACACAAGGAGUCUGCACAAAAGAUGGAAUCAAGCCUGAAAAUCACUUGAUCAAUGAUGACCUAUUUCAGCAGGGAUAAGAAUCAUUACUCAGAUUGCACACUGCAUUAAGGAGUGCGAAUAUAGUUUGCACAAACCCCUCCAACUCCACUCAUUUGGCAGCUUCAAACUUGGGAGCAUUUGAUAAAUCCUUUUGAGGACUGUUGCAGCUUUUCUUUUUCACCUUUGGAAAAGUUUCUGGGACAUGGAAUUUCAAAGUUUUUACAAAUUAUGUUUUCUAUCUCUAUUUCUUUCAAAGGUGGUGACCCAUGGCAAAAUUCAGUUCCAUAGCUUUUGGAUCCUCCCUUAAGUGACUAUUAGUCACAGAUGGUCCAAAACAAGGGAGUUUGACUAUAAGAGACAUCAUGAUCAAGUGUGAUCAUGCUGCCUCCUCACUCAGCAUUCUUUCCAAAAGGAUCAUGUAUUAACAAUCAAGAGCAGAAACCCUGGACAAUGUUUUCCUUUCUAAUCUUAGGGUACAGAGACUGAUUGCAACAUUUCCCCAUCUGCUCUCUACAUAGGCUGGGGUUUAUAUAUGAAACAUUCCUGGUCAGUCUGAUCCCUACUAUCACAGCUUAAAGCUCCUUUCAAAGUAUUAUAUUUUAAUCAAGGAGCUGAUGGCUAUGCAAUGGAUUAAACUAUUAAUUUAAUAUAGUUUAAGAGCAGUAACUUCCAUGGGAACAGAUUCCUUGCGUGAUGUAUAACUAUGUGUAUGACAGUUCAACAUACACAUAUGAAACAUUCCACUGCUGACCCAGGAAUGUUUAACAGUGACCCUGGAUGUAUAGUUCAGAAACAUCCCUCAUUGUACUACAACAGAUGGUUUCAUCACACAUCUGGACUCUCGUUUAACACUGAGUUCAGAUAUCUCUUUUAUUAAAAAGGAAGUGCUGUAAAUGUCUCAUUGUAUGAAUACUGCCCUUGGGAUAAAUUCAACUGGGGAUAGCUCUCUCUGAAAAUCCUUCAGGAUGCAAAUAAUGCUAUGCCAUAGCAGGUUCUCUAUCUGCUGGAGAGUCAAGUUACGGUGCUUUUUUUAAAAAAAAAUGUUUUUAACACAGUCUUAAGAGAAAACAAAUAAACAAAUAGAACAAGAUGCAAUUGACAUUGCAUUGAUUUAGUCAUUAUGAGUUAUGUCAUCCUGCCUUGCCUUCUCUGUUUAGGAAGCCCUGCAAUGAGAAUGUAAAGAUUUGAACUAUUGAGCUCAAGUUGAUAGGUUGGUUUUGAAAUAGGCUACUUGCCUUUAUACACUGAAGAUCACCUCAUUUUAAUGGCGGAGCAGAGUCUCAGCCUGUUCCCUACUGGAUGUAGUCCAGAGUGCAAAACUGCCAGUGCUUUUACAAAAAGAUUAAUUUAACAUUGAGGGAUAAUGUAAAAAUUGGAAGAUGAGUAAUUUGUCUGAUGGGAAUGCAUUUGAGGCACAUUAUGAGGGCAAAUCUGAGGAUAUAAUACUCGACAAAUAACUUGGCAAAAUCUAACCUAGGGUUGCUGUUUGCAGACACCAAAUGGGAAGGCUAAAAUAGGAAAUUGUACUGAUACACAUCACUCCAAGGACAAAUGUAUAUCAAUUUAAUAGCUAUCAAAAGUACAUGCAAAAUAUGAGAGUUUCAGGACAAGUUACAACAUGAACAUCAUAAUAGCAGAGAAGUGAUCAUAAAUCUUAUUGCUAAGACACAGUCAGAAAACAAGAAACAACUUCUCUCCACAGUCUCUCAAUGGUCAUCUCACUAUUGUUGAGGAGGGAAUAUUGCCUUCAAAAAGAUUUAAUAUUA